Molecule: messenger RNA, 1721 nt
Organism: Protomyces lactucae-debilis
Lineage: Eukaryota; Fungi; Ascomycota; Taphrinomycetes; Taphrinales; Protomycetaceae
Product: dynein light intermediate chain-domain-containing protein
Exons: 2
Coding region: 96-1463 (455 amino acids)
Biological process (GO): microtubule-based movement; microtubule cytoskeleton organization
Cellular component (GO): centrosome; cytoplasmic dynein complex
Molecular function (GO): dynein heavy chain binding
Source: RefSeq, a predicted model, not a curated record
AAAACCAAAAGCGCGACUCAAAGGCGCGACCGCUAGUAAACGCACAAACACUCAAAGUAUCGGCUGUUGGCAAGCAGCAUCAUGCAGGCAUAGCAAUGGCUAGCAAAACGACCUCUCGGCCUGGUACCGCCUCUGGGGUGAAUCUGUGGAAGUCCAUUCUGCAAAGCGUGUCUGCUACAGCCAGCAAGCCAACGUACGAUAUCCUACUUCUUGGCGGCGGCGCAACGGGAUUGACGCAAUGUGUUGAAGCGUGGCGGACGUGUAAGCAGCUUCCUGGCUUCGCUGUGUCUGAGGAUGCUGCAGCGACUCCGAUUCCAGCGGCAUUGCCUGGCGCAUCGACCUACUUUGGCUUGGACGAUGCGAAACAUGAGGAGAGUCUGUGUCGCAUGACGUGUCACUUGUUUGGACGCCCAGACGACACGCUUGUCCCUGUCUUGCAGGAUGUCAUGCUGCAGGCUGACGUUGGGUCUCUUGGCGUCUGCAUUCUGCUUGAUUGGCAAGAACCAUGGCUCUGGCUGGACCAACUGUGCCGCUGGUUCAAGCUCCUACGGGAAGCAACAGACAGUGCCAAGCUUGAAUCGCCUGAAUUUGCAGCAGUACUCAAAAAGCAGUUGGCUUCGCUGGAGUAUGCUAUUCGUGGCUAUAGUGAUGCACCUACCGCCAGUAGUGUCUCUCGCAAACAAGACCAAGAUCUGUCACUCCUACCACCGCUUGCGUCUGGCCAAUUUGCACUGCCGUUGGGUCUGCCUCUCUUCUGCAUUGCUCAAAACUCACACCAUAUCUACCAACUCGAGAGCGACUUGGGCAUGCGUGAAGAGCAAUUCGACUUUAUCCAGCAGACUUUACGACUCGUGAUGAUGUGUCACGGUGGCAGUCUAUACUACACAGCACCCGCUCAGCCUACCACCUCGGCGCGUGUCUUGUCUGCAAUUUUGCAACAGCUUGCACCGCCACUUGCGCUUCAUCUUGAGCGUAUACAGGCAUCUGUUGUUGAGAAAGAUCAAGCUGCUGUGCCACUUGGCUGGGAUACGCCUGUCAAGAUUGAUGUACAUCGCGCUGGUUUCAAUGUCGAGAAGAUGUUGGAAGGUUGGAAGACACACCUGCAAGGUAUGGCUGAUGAGGUGCAUGACAAGAGUGCGUUGGCUACAUUCCAGAAGAUGGUGCCUAAUGCACAAGCAAGUCUGUUGAUGACGGGCGGUGUUGGCCUUGUGCAGGAAGAGUACGUCGCCGUCGAGACGCAUGAGGCCUUCUUGACACGUCUUGAACAGGAAUUUCGCAAUCGCCCCAACGAGCCUGCUGUGGGUGAUAUAUCAGACACUACGGCUGCAGCGUUGGAGGAAAAGCUCAAUCGGCUGCGUGAACAGACCUCGUCAAGUCCUGAAAGGCCAAUCACUGACUCGAGUGUUGCAAAUGCCUACUUCAAGACACUCAUGGAGCGGCGAACACUGCGAGACGCUCAAUAAGUAUUAAAUUCGCACUACUACGCAAUCCGUGUGUCUGUCUCAGUGUCCACAAACCACCUUCAUCGCCGAUCCUGGAACGCCUGCAGGUUUGGCUUCGUCUGUCGCAGCAAUGGUCGCACCGACUGCAGCACCACAAGCACCGAACGUCGCACUAGACUGUUAGCCUUCUCACUUUGUGCGCUAGAACACCACUUACAAUUGCGCAGUCCUCAAGUUUUGCAAGUUGAUGGAAGCCAUGUUGGCAGCUUGCAAUAUUUC